UCUUCACCCAGGUUUUUGAACGAUUCAGAAUUAACGAUGGCGAUCUCUCUCCCUUCUCUCCUCACUCCCCAAAACCCCAGCCCCUCUCCCCUCAAAUCUCACCGGAGGAGCCCUGUCAUCAAUAGAAAAUGGCGGAUCGGAGCUUCUUCCGCCGCGCCUGGGGUCGAUCUCGGCACGCUCGAGGCUGCCAUUGCCAAGAAAGAUAGUGAUGCUGUUAAAGGUGCGCUUGACCAGCUGGGUGAAAUUGGCUGGGCCAAAAAAUGGAGUUCUCAACCAUAUGUGUCACGCCGUAUGACAACUCUACGGGAGCUGACCUCUCUUGGAAUAAAAAAUGCAGAGAACCUGGCAAUACCAAGUGUUAGAAAUGAUGCAGCUUUUCUUUUUACGGUAGUGGGAACAACAGGGUUUCUUGGUGUGCUUGCUGGUCAGCUUCCUGGGGACUGGGGUUUUUUCGUGCCCUACUUGGUUGGGAGUAUUUCCUUGGUGGUGUUGGCUGUUGGGAGCGUUUCUCCUGGGCUUCUGCAAGCUGCCAUAGGUGGAUUUUCGACCUUUUUUCCUGAUUACCAAGAGAGGAUUGCUAGACAUGAAGCAGCACAUUUUCUAGUUGCUUACUUGACUGGACUACCAAUCUUGGGAUAUUCCCUGGACAUCGGAAAGGAGCAUGUCAACUUAAUUGAUGAUAGGCUACAGAAGCUGAUAUACAGUGGGCAGCUUGAUGCUAAAGAACUGGACAGAUUGGCUGUUGUGUCAAUGGCUGGACUGGCAGCAGAAGGUCUCAAGUAUGACAAGGUUGUUGGCCAGUCUGCAGAUCUUUUCAGCCUUCAGAGAUUUAUAAAUAGGAGCAAACCACCAAUCGGCAAAGAACAGCAGCAAAACCUCACAAGAUGGGCAGUGUUGUUUGGUGCAUCACUUUUGAAGACCAAUGCAACAACUCAUGAAGCACUUAUGGCUGCAAUGUCGAAGAAAGCUAGUGUAUUAGAGUGCAUCAAAGCAAUAGAGAGUGCCUCUUAAUGAGCAUUUGAUACACGUUCACCAAACUCAAAUGGUCUCUUUUUUGGGUCUGAUACUGGACAAACUCAACGGUCAUGCAUAAAAUUGCCUGGCAUAGUUCAAAUGAUACUUAUACUUGUAAAGAUACGAAAUCGUUUAUAUAUAUUGGUGAGGCAUGCUUUCUCCUCACUGUCCCCGAACUA
Messenger RNA from Asparagus officinalis (garden asparagus), 1193 nucleotides. RefSeq lists its product as uncharacterized. The transcript is spliced from 10 exons. Gene Ontology annotation, biological process: proteolysis. Bases 37 to 1011 code for a protein of 324 amino acids. Lineage: Eukaryota; Viridiplantae; Streptophyta; Magnoliopsida; Asparagales; Asparagaceae. The record is from RefSeq and is a predicted model, not a curated record. Gene Ontology annotation, molecular function: ATP binding; ATP-dependent peptidase activity; metalloendopeptidase activity.